CUUGCAAACAUGGCGUUGGAUUUCGCAGCGACGUAUAAAGUCUUGGUUUUAGGCGACUCGAACGUUGGCAAGACCUGCAUCGUGCAUCGCUACUGCGACGAACGGUACUACGACACUUAUAUCUCGACGAUAGGUAUUGAUUUUAAACAGAAGAUCAUUAACUUAGAUGGAACGCCGAUUAAAUUACAAAUCUGGGAUACUGCCGGCCAAGAAAGAUUUCGAACUUUAACAACGGCGUACUAUCGUGGUGCCAUGGGUAUUCUUUUGAUGUACGAUGUCACUAGUUUGGAGAGUUUCAACCAUUUGUCGUAUUGGCUACGAAAUAUUCAAGAAAAUGCGUCACCGGAUGUAGUAAAAGUUUUGGCUGCGAAUAAAUGCGACGCGACCGCGCAUCGCGCCGUAGACGCCGAAAGAGGUCAAAAGAUUGCCGAAAAUUUUGAUAUGCCCUUCUUCGAGGUAUCAUGCAAGGAGAAUAUCAACAUCGAAGAGGCUUUUCUUACUCUAGCUAGAAGAAUACGGGAACAACGAGGACGUCGGGCAAGCCUGUUCGAGGCUUCCGAGAGAGAAGGCGCGGACAGUAUAAUUAAGGCGCAGUCACCGUCUCAACAAGGUGAUGCUUGGAGAUGCAGCUGUUAACUGUUCUCAAUCAUGGAGGCGAUCGUAGAAUACAAUUAUGUGGCACAAGAGGAUGAUGAGUUGACACUAAAAAAGGGUGAUAUCAUCACUGGAAUCAAGAUGAUGCUUGGAGGAUGGUGGGAGGGCACCCUAAGGGACAAGCGUGGCAUGUUUCCUGAUAACUUUGUUAAGGUACUGGAUCCCUCGGCCACUAGUGGAAGUAACGGCAGCGAGACUAUAAGCAGCACAAAAUCUGAUGAGAGUAUAAUCUUGAGAAAUGGAUCUGGUAGACGUUUCUGCAAAGUUCUCUUCAGUUAUGAUCCUUGUAACGAGGAUGAGCUAACUUUAGUGCCACAUGACUCCAUAGAAUUUUUGGGAGAAGUAGAAGAAGGAUGGUGGAGAGGACGCCUCAGAGGUAGAAUCGGCGUGUUUCCCUCAAACUUUGUUUCUCCCCCUGCUCCUGAAGAACAAGAGAGGCAUAAAGAACGAGAUAAAAAGGAAAUGUGCAGAGUACUCUUUCCUUAUGAGGCUGCUAAUGAGGACGAACUCACUCUGGUUGAGGGAGAUACAAUUAUCAUUUUAUCUAAGGACGCGCCAGACAAGGGUUGGUGGAAAGGAGAACUGAAUGGACAAAUAGGUUUGUUUCCUGACAAUUUUGUUGAAGUGAUUGGUACAAAGAAUGAAUCCCAGGAACAAGAAUCUCAGUGGCACGAAACAUCGCUGAGUGCAAAAUCAAGUAUUAGACAUUCCCAUCAAGUGAAAAAGGUCGAAAAGGCGCACAUCAGAAAAAGUUUGGACACUAGGAAUAUACAUUCAACUAAUAUAUCAGAUCAUUUCCCCACUAUAGACACCGCUAAAAAGGGCCUAUCUACAUUGUCAUCUACCUUAACGUCAUCAUCAUCAUCAUCAUCAUUGACAGCUACCGGAAGCGGAAGCGGUGAUAAGAAGGCUGGUAGCCAUUCGAUUAUAUCGAGUCUGAAACGACUUGUGAGCGACGUAGGGAAUAAUAACGGUAUCAGCAAUACAACGAGUACUGCUUCAGAGUGUCGCGAGGAAUUGGACGGCGUGGAACGAGGAGAGGGUACUCCGCUUGCGCAUUUAACAGCUUCUCGCGCUAAAGCGCCUCGGCGACGUCCACCUUCGUCACAGCAUCUACGCCAUCACGCUGCUGGAGCCAGUAUAAGCGCAUCUUCGACGCUGCCAACCGUUUCCAGUACCAUUAUGGAAGAUAAUAUGUCUAAUGGACGCACCGAUUCCACAUUGGAACAAAUACCUGACGAAGAAACGGAUGGGCUUGCUGCUAAAGUGAGAAGAAAAGCACCAUGGGUCGAAGAAUUAAAGAUGAAUCAAAUGGAAAGGAGAAAAAUUGCCACAAUCGAGAGAAUUGAUAAGGUGGAAGUUAAAAAGGAACGAAAUUUCCCGCGAUUAAUGACACAAGGAAACGCUGUGGAUUUCGUUAACAAAUCGGAUACCGAUAACGAAGAUAACAAACAGAAAGAUAAAAGUCCGAGAGCCGAAACAAGUUCUCACGCCGAUUAUAGUCCUAGUGCAUCUGGUCAGCCGGCCUACGUUCCAUAUGCCCUCUACUACAAAUUAUUGGAAAGGGUCACCGUGUUAGAAGAGAAACAAGCGGUACUGCAGGCGACAAUAGGACAGCUCUCCGAACAGCUUGUACCUCUUCUCGCGAACGCAUCGAUUAAUAGUAAAUAAUACGAUGUUAAGAGAAGAAAAUCAAUAGUAUAUUCAUCUGCCCGUACUGUAUUGGUUUCUCAUUACGUCAGUAAUGAAGAAAGAAACUAAUACUGCUGCUAGAAUAACGUUUAUUGCUAUUACUGUUGUUAUAUACGUACACAUACAUAUUUAUUCAUUUGGUAGUAUUCGUUUAUUGUUUGCUCCGUCGAUGCAGUAUUCAUGUUCCGGUUAAAAACGUAACAUUCCAUACAACAUUCUAUGCUUGUAAAAGCAUUUCUCUUUCAUUUGAUUUUUCCGAUAAUUAAUUUAACAGAUCUCAUUCUAACUGCCGGAGUUUUAUUAUUCUUUUGAUAAUAGUAACCGAUUUAUAUGCCUGGAUAUUCAAACGGCUUAAACUCCACAAUUUUUAUUUCAAAUUUACGACACAUAUCAGAAUUACGAGACACAAAUCUUCAAUGUAUAUUUGCACAUAUUACCUAGAUUGUUACGACAAAAUUUUCCCAUUGUCAGUAGCAUGAAAAACCUUGCGACGCAACGUAAAGUUCCAAAAAAAGAAAGAAAGAAAAGAAAAAAUAGCGCAAGUGUCCUUCCAGAUGGGUGCCUGUGCUUUUCUUGUAUC
Molecule: messenger RNA, 2926 nt
Organism: Atta colombica
Lineage: Eukaryota; Metazoa; Arthropoda; Insecta; Hymenoptera; Formicidae
Exons: 13
Molecular function (GO): protein binding; GTPase activity; GTP binding
Source: RefSeq, a predicted model, not a curated record